AUGGCGCUGCUCCGGGGGCUCCUGGUGCUCAGCUUGUCCUGCCUGCAUGGCCCUUGCUUCGCGUUCUCUCCCGUGAGUGCCACGGAGCCCUCGGGCCAGCAGCUAAUCAGCGGGCCGACCCAGGAGAAGCUACCCCCGCUUGCCCUCCUCAAGUUGGGCAACCAGGAGCCUGAUGGCCAGACUGCCUUGAAGAGGGCCCCAGGAGACUGCAAGGGGGCCCCAACCCCAGAGCAGAUCCGCAGGCUGGCCCAGGCCAUGAUGGCCUUCUCCACUGACCUGUUCUCCCUGGUGGCCCAAACAACCACCAGCCCCAACCUCAUCCUGUCGCCCCUGAGUGUGGCCCUGGCACUGUCUCACCUGGCGCUAGGUGCUCAGAACCAAACGCUGCAGAAUUUGCAACAGGUGCUACAUGCAGACUCAGAGCCCUGCCUCCCCCAUCUGCUCAGCCACCUCUGCCAGAACCUGGGCCCUGGGGCAUUCCGAUUGGCUGCCAGAAUGUACCUGCAGAAAGGACUUCCCAUCAAAGAGGAUUUCCUGGAACAAUCAGAACAGCUUUUUGGUGCAAAGCCCAUGAACCUGACGGGCAGGCAGGAGGAUGACUUGGCGAACAUCAACCAAUGGGUGAAGGAGGCCACAGAGGGGAAGAUUGAAGAUUUCCUCUCGGAGCUGCCAGAUAACACGGUGUUGCUUCUCCUCAAUGCCAUCCACUUCCAGGGUUUCUGGAAGAGCAAGUUUGACCCAAGCCUCACCCAGAGAGACUCCUUCCACCUGGAUGAGCAGUUCACGGUGCCAGUGGACAUGAUGCAAGCCACGUACCCUCUGCGCUGGUUCUUGCUGCAGCAGCCUGAGAUCCAGGUGGCAUAUUUCCCCUUUAAGAACAACAUGAGCUUUGUGGUCAUUGUGCCCACCCACUUUGAGUGGAAUGUGUCCCAGGUACUGACCAACCUGAGCUGGGACACCCUGCACCAGCCCUUGCUGCGGGAGAAGCCCACCAAGGUCUGGCUGCCUAAGCUGCAUCUGAAACACCAGCUGGACCUGCUGAGCACCCUCAGCCAGCUGGGCCUGCAGGAGCUGUUCCAGGACCCAGACCUGCGUGGGAUCUCUGACCAGAAGCUGGUGGUGUCCAGCGUGCAGCAUCAGUCCACAUUGGAGCUCAGUGAAGCUGGUGUGGAGGCAGCUGCAGCAACCGGCAUAGCCAUGUCUCGCAUGUCCCUCUCCUCCUUCAGCGUGAACCGCCCAUUCCUCUUCUUGAUCCUCGAGGACACCACUGGCCUGCCUCUCUUUGUGGGCAGCGUGAGGAACCCCAACCCUAGUGCACAGCGGGAGCUCAAGGAGCAGCAGGAUUCUCCUGACAACAGGGACUUCUCCCAGAACCAGAAAGCCGUCCCCCGUGGAGACAAGCUUUUUGGCCCUGACUUGAAACUUGAGCCCCCCUUGGAGGAGGAUUAUCCCCAGUUUAACAGCCCCAAGUGAGGGGUCAUGACCACCAGCAUCCUGAGUCCUUGCCUGGACCAGCCUCUCAACUCAAGUGACUCUUUCCAACCUGCUUUGUGGGAUGGGGGACAGGGGCCUGGGUGGGCAGUCUGGGAGAGGAGAGGAGCCAUUCUCUCCCAUCUCCUCUUGAGCAGUUUGGGGUGGGCUGGGGCUGGGAGGAGGGCAGGAUCAGGGAAUCGUGGGCCUGAUCCCUCAUCGUUUCUUUCAAAGGGGCUCAGAGGGUGUCCUAUUCUGGGGCUUGUGCAGUAGGGCAGCUGUGGAUCCAGUUUACCAGGAGAUAGGUUAGGUUAUUCCCUGAGUCAUCUGGGGCACCUCCACUUUUUUUUGUUUACCAGAAGGGGAGAGACAGGAAGGAGAGGCUGCCUUUGGACAUGUCCCAGGACACCCUGGUGGGAAGAGGAGAGAUAGGCCCUGGUGGUGACUCAGGAGGCAGAGCGUUGUCCUGGGGUCAGACACCAUGGGCUUGUCUCAGCCUCUCUCGGGCCUCAUGUCCUGCUCUGUAGGUGAACACUGAAUAUCAACAUAACCUGACUCUGAUGUAACUUGCUGAAGACCUCCCAGCCUCCAGCCCACGCCAACACUCUGUCUCCCCAGUCUCCCCAUGCUCCUUGGAAAUGCCAGGAUUCCCCUUCCUUCCUCUCUCCAAGCUUGAGGCAGGGAAGGGCCCCAUUAGCUCUUUAAGGCUCUUUUGUAAAGUUUUUGUAGUGAUUGUUAUGCCACCUGAAUAAAGAAUGAAUGGGCCCAG
Messenger RNA from Galeopterus variegatus (Sunda flying lemur), 2239 nucleotides. RefSeq names its product serpin peptidase inhibitor, clade F (alpha-2 antiplasmin, pigment epithelium derived factor), member 2 (gene SERPINF2). NCBI's taxonomy places the organism in Eukaryota, Metazoa, Chordata, Mammalia, Dermoptera, Cynocephalidae. The transcript is spliced from 9 exons. Gene Ontology annotation, biological process: negative regulation of fibrinolysis; negative regulation of endopeptidase activity. Bases 1 to 1473 code for a protein of 490 amino acids. The record is from RefSeq and is a predicted model, not a curated record. Gene Ontology annotation, molecular function: serine-type endopeptidase inhibitor activity.